CUGAUGUCUCUUUACGUGAAAAGUUGACAAGAGAGGGUUGGAGUACGCUAGGGUUGUGGAUGCGCAUUGGACGUCGAAGAAGUCUAUCGCGUAUCACUGGCAUCGUUCCUGGAUCGCAUCGUCAGUAUGCGGUCGCGCAUUCCAUGCGGGAACACCUGUUUGCUCUUUCGGCUCCUUCAUCGCUUUUUUCAUCUCAAAUCACGUAGAUAUUUCCGUGUCUAUUGACUCUUCGAAUAUGCAGCAUAUCGAAGAAAGACAAUCGAAAUCGUUGAACCUUUAAAAAAAAAAAGAUUAAAGAACACUGUGUUUAAAAUACUUUAACGUUUAUCAUAGAGAAACGACGGAAAGGGGAAAACGCAAUACACUACUCGAAUCAAAACGUUCGAAUUAACAAAUACCGUUAAAUGAUAAAUUAAACCGGAAGUAAGUCUUUGGGAUUAUCGACCGAGAUCGACAGAGGGAUAGAAUCGUUAAACAUAUAUGCAUAUGUAUAUCAGUGUAUCUGUGUAACCGCGUGGCAGACAAAAAGCAAGAGUAUUGUUAAGGAGGGGAAAAUCGAAAGAAAGAGCGAACAAGACGAAGAGUUUAAGCUACCGAGAGAGGAACGUCCUCGUGACUUCAACCACGUGCCUCUCGUGGUCCUCAUUUAAAUACGCGAUAAAAGAAACAGAAAACCUAUUGUUAAGCGUAUUUGGAAUCUGGGUUCAGGAAUUAGAAAGACGACCCUGGUAGAGUUUAAUCGUAUCUUCGAGACAACGGAGCGCAUCAUAUAUACAAGGUGUUACAAAAGUAAUGGUUAUGGCUUACAAGAGCUAAUUUCCCAUAGUAUGUUCGAUAGAUGUAACUAAGAAGUAGCCAUUAAACUAUGAUAGUCGUUCAAACCUUAACUCGGUUAAUUUAAAUUAGUUUCACGACCGAGGUAGAGCGAGAAACGUCGACGAAACGUGUAGAAUCAUUUGUGUAAGGCAGGACCGUUACUUGUUCGACGCCCUGUACGUACAUAACGUAAGAUUGCAGCUCGUAGAUUAUUUGUAGUCGUUGCCAUUGAGAUGGGUUUUAUACGAGCCCCUUCCCCGCGUACCUUUAUAUCGAGACUGAAUGGACAGAGAGAGCAGUCUCCUCUAUGAGAUAAUACGCCUGGUUGUACCUAAGCCAUUCAGGCCCGAAGUCUUAUCCAUCGAAUCGCGAGAGAUCGUGGCGAGGUGAGGGUGGACACCGUGUUGGCCCCUGCAGUGUCAUGCUCACCAUACAAAACGACUUUUUUUUCAACAAACUGGCCGCCAUCUUGAUGCCUUCCUCCUUACGCCAGCUACUAUCUCCAUCAUGGUCACACAGGCUCUCUCCCCCGCUCGAUUCAUGACUUUUCAGCGGUUACCAGGCUUAUACAGGCUGGAAUUAACAUGUCACCGCGUAAUGGGUCGUGCGCGGCGGAAGUUAGUUCGGUGAGGAGUCUAUCGUCGGACGAUGUCUCGGCUACCAAGGCGAAUAGAAAGAAGUCCUGCUGGGCACGUGCCACGGAUCCGGCACACCGACGUGGACGACGCAUUCAACUGCUACAGAUGCUUGUGUUGCCGUUCAUACCGAUCCUGGCGUUGAUCGUCCAAACGGCCAACACCCUACACGACAUCCUGAUCUAUCGGCAGGAGGUCUCUGACAUUGAGACCCAGGUAACAAUUGCAACAGAUUUGGGAAAGGUGGUGACACGGAUGCAGCUUGAAAGAUCCGAGGUCGCAUUCUUCAUCUAUACCAACGGCAACACUCUAAGGUCGAACUUGACGCAGAGGUUCGCCAUAACCGAUCAAGCUCUUCAUAAUAUGACUACGUGGCCCUUGGUCUCGGUACCGAGGGACGAGAGCAAGACGCAAACUUAUGACGUGGUCAGCAAAGAGGCCUUCCAAGCACGCCUCGAGGAUUUCAGGCAGAAGAUAAGUUCAGAGGAGAGCAGCAUUACCGAAGUGAUGGCAUGGUACACGAGCGUGAACGCGGCUAUGCUGGACCACUUGACUAAUCAGAUCAAAGAAACGGAUAACAGCGGAGUAUGGAGGUAUUUGAUAGCAUUUAAAAAUUUGCUGAGAAGCAUCGAGAGCUUGGGUAUUGCUUCCGUGUACGGAAUCAAUUACUUUGGACGUGGGAUUCUUGUGGGUGACAAUUAUGUCAGCUACGUACGACACGAAGCACUUGGACGUGAUCUCCUCAGCGGAUCUCUCACAUACGUGCCUUCUCUAAAACAUUUUUAUGCGGAACUCACCCGUAGUAUGCCAGACUACGGUAGAAUUAAAUCUAGGCGAGACGAGAUCCUUCGUAAUCAGAAAAGGGAACCGAGGUUGGACGACGCGAUUGCUUAUUUCGAUUCGAUGGCAACUUACGUGGACGAGCUACGUAAACUUCAGAGAGAGUUACGUCAUAUGAUUAGGGAUUACGUGAAUUCAACGCUUCAAGACGCAAGUAACAAAGAGGUUGCUGGAAUAGCUAUAGUCGUCUUAGUAUUGGUCGUCUCUCCUAUUAUUAUAAUAUUAGUCCGCAACGCGGUUGCCACGAUACAAAUGUAUGCUGCUAAUUUGGCACAAAAAGCGAGGGAACUUAAACAAGAAAAAGGAAAGAGCGAUACGCUGCUUUUCCAAAUGUUACCACCAAGUGUUGCUCAACAAUUGAAGCAAACACAACAGGUUCCAGCAGAAUAUUACGAGGCUGUAACUGUGUACUUCAGUGAUAUUGUUGGUUUCACUGAAAUAGCUGCUGAGAACACUCCUCUAGAAGUCGUCACGUUUCUAAACUCAAUUUACAAAUUGUUCGACGCCCGCAUCGAAUGCUACGACGUGUACAAAGUUGAAACUAUCGGUGAUUCUUACAUGGUCGCAUCCGGUUUACCAGUCAGAAAUGGUGACAAACACGUGUCCGAAAUAGCAACGAUGGCACUUGAUCUCCUGGCAGCCUCCUCGGUAUUUCAAGUACCAAAGCGACCGGGUGAACGUCUUCAGAUACGAAGCGGUGCUCACACGGGACCCGUGGUCGCUGGAAUCGUUGGAAGCAAAAUGCCUCGCUAUUGCCUUUUUGGCGACACUGUGAACACAGCUAGUAGGAUGGAAUCAACUGGCGAAGCUCUGCGAAUACACAUCAGCCUGGAGAUGAAAAAGGCUCUUGACGCUGUCGGAGGUUUCAAAAUUGCUCACCGAGGUUUGGUGGAUGUCAAGGGUAAGGGAUUGAUGGAUACCUACUGGUUGGAGUGUAAAGACGGCGGAAUCGCUCGAGCAGCUGAACUAGACUUACCAUCGUUCUUCGAGGAUGUACGACCAGUUUUCAUACGUCGUCUACGAGAAGAGGGUACCAUCUGAUGCGAACCAU
Messenger RNA from Osmia bicornis bicornis, 3342 nucleotides. RefSeq names its product receptor-type guanylate cyclase daf-11. Gene Ontology annotation, molecular function: peptide receptor activity; guanylate cyclase activity. The transcript is spliced from 17 exons. The record is from RefSeq and is a predicted model, not a curated record. Lineage: Eukaryota; Metazoa; Arthropoda; Insecta; Hymenoptera; Megachilidae. The coding region runs from base 1401 to 3332 and encodes 643 amino acids. Gene Ontology annotation, biological process: intracellular signal transduction; receptor guanylyl cyclase signaling pathway; cGMP biosynthetic process.